AAUGGGGUGAAAUCCAUCAUCAAAAGACCAUUCAGGAUAUGCUAGGUCCAUUCUCAAAAAGCCAAAAUUAUUGAAAAUGAUCGCAAAAUUACAGAAGAAGCAUAAUAAAGGCAAGAACAGAGUGAGAGAUGAGACCGAGUAUACAGAAGAAGUAUUCAGAAUUGAUUUUAGGCAUUUAUGGAAUAUAGAGCUACUUGAGAGCAUUUCCGCUAAAAAUAGACUAGAGCCAAUUCCAACCUUAGCUCUUAGGUAUCUUCCUGAAUCUCAAGAGGCUGUUCCUGAGUUUCUUAAUUCAUGUAUUGAUGAAGUAGACCAUCUGUUUAUUAAUAAUUAUGUUGAAAAUGAGGUGAAGAAAAAUAAGAUACCAAUUGAACCCUAUAUUUCUGCAAUUUGUUCAGUUUGCCCUUCCGUCAAGGAAUCCCUUUGGAUUGAGUACUUCACUCUCUCUAUCAGAGAUAUUGCACAAAUAAUCAGGAAAGGAUUUGGUAUAGCAAUGAUCAGGUUUGAACAAUGCUUAAUAGAUUUCUCCAAUGCAAAAGAGCUUCCUAAUGGAGACAAAGUCGUAACCUUCAACACUGAAAAUGAACCAGCUACUCACUACCUGUGUUUCAAGGGGUGUAAUAUUACUGAAGAAAGUUUAAAGAUAAUUGCCAACUCCUGAAAGGAGUUGACUUCUCUUAAAACUCUUGAUAUUUCAAACACUGAAUUCAGUGUACAAGAAGCAACAGAUAUUUUGGAUAGUUGUGAACUUUCCUCUGUGAAAGUUGUCAAAAUUUAG
This is a messenger RNA of Moneuplotes crassus, 778 nucleotides long. NCBI's taxonomy places the organism in Eukaryota, Ciliophora, Spirotrichea, Euplotida, Euplotidae. The record is from the annotation of a GenBank genome assembly.